This is a messenger RNA of Paramuricea clavata, 1281 nucleotides long. Lineage: Eukaryota; Metazoa; Cnidaria; Anthozoa; Malacalcyonacea; Plexauridae. The record is from the annotation of a GenBank genome assembly.
AUGGCGCAGUAUCUUGUCUUCGUGAUCGCUUUCGGUGUAUUAGUUUGCGACAAUAUUCGUCUUGUUCAAUGCGUCGGUCAAUGCAAAACCCACGCGGAUUGCACGCUCAAAUAUGAUAAAUAUUGGCCGUAUUGCUGCGGUGGAUACUUGAUGUUAGGAAGCAAGGAUCGGACUUGCACGUAUCGUUCGUGUUUAAAUCGCUAUUGCUCAAGCGACAGUGAUUGUGGUGACCCAUCAAUGUGUUGCCGCUCUAACGUAUGCGUCAACAUGGGUUGCUCUGGAUGUACCAAUGAUACAGACUGUUAUUCGACCCAUGUCUGUUGCAAGAAGACGUUUCCUUUGGACCAAACCGUUUGCGCAGCCAAUUGUAUGAACCAAACUUGUAAUUCCAACGAUGACUGUGCUGGUCUGAGCGAGUGUUGUCGAUCGGGAAAGUGUGUUAAAACAGGCUGUUACGAUAAGUGUACAUCGAAUUCUGAGUGCAAUUUGGAUCAAUAUUGUUGCAAGAAGAAGAGUUCCGGCUAUUGGGGAGAUAGUUGUGCCAAAAGUUGUGUGGGCGAGUUCUGUCGGAUUGACGACGACUGUGGGUCUCGAAAUGAGUGUUGUAUUUCUAACACAUGUGUUGAUCGUGGUUGCUCUGGUUGUAUUACAAACGCAAACUGCAAUACUGGACAUUAUUGUUGUAAGAAAAGACAGCGGUAUGUUGGUGAAUUUGGUGUGUGUAGUGAACAUUGUGUUGGGAAAUCUUGUAGUACAAGCGAUGACUGUGGUGGAGCCGGCGAGACUUGCAACUCUGAUCAUAGAUGCGCAUUUAACUCUCUCCCAUCAUGGGCGAUUGCUGUUAUUACUGUAAGUCUAGUUGUAUUUCUUAUUGCUGUUGGACUAGUACUAGCCGUGUUUUGGUAUGUGAAAAAGAAGCGACCAGCGAAUGCAACUCAAGCGGGAACUGUGCCUCUACCGAACACUCCAUAUCAAGGGACAGAAACCCAAAAUCCUGCAAAAAGUCAACAACAGGGGAACGAAAAUCAUGGAUUUCAUAUAAAUCCUUCUCCAAUCUACGAGGAUCCAGCACAAAGUGACAACGAAGUACAUCAGAACCACAAUCAACUUCACAAUCCUGUUUAUCACACUCUCGAAUCCCCGGAAGCGACAAAAGACGCACAAUUCCAAGACAGCAGUGGGCAACAAAUGCAUCCACAGAAUGCCCCUCUCCAAGGUAACGAAUACCACCAUCAUCUUCCGUAUAACCCACAGUAUCAAAGCAAACCACAAAGACCCUAA